AUGAGCACUUCUGAACGAUUAAUAUUAUUGGGUACGCAUGCAACGUCGAUACACUCGGUUUUAUUUGAUCCGGAAACUCGAACUCUCAAGAAAGGAGUCAGUACUACCAACCUUCCAGCUCAACCAAGUUGGUUAAUCAGACACCCAUUACAUCCCGAGCUCAUCCUUGCGAAUGGAUGGGUGGAUAAUAAGCUGUUUGUUUAUAAACUUGCUGGAAAGGAUGGUAAACUCGAGCGUUUAGCGGAAGCAGAUACAGGUGGUGAAGGACCAACACAUUUUGCUAUUUUACCUGAUGGUUCAGAAGUCGUCAUUGCUCAUUAUCGGAGUGGUAGUGUUACCGUACUUCCUCUUGGAGCAGAUGGAUUAUUCGCUGCUUCCGCUCCUACUCUGGAUAGGAUCUAUAAAGGGACUUAUACACCUAUGAAACAUUGGCGUCAAGAGGCUGCUCAUAUGCAUCAAGUGGUCCUUCAUAAUGGAGAAAUACUGGUACCUGAUCUUGGAGCUAACAAAAUAUGGAGAUGGAAGUGGGAUACCGAAGCUAAGAAGCUCAACAUGACUGGUGCGAUUGAAGAUGGUUUUGAAGAUGGAGAUGGUCCAAGACAUCUCGUUGUUCAUCCUUCAGGAUCACACGUGUACACCCUCAAUGAAGUUGGAGGUGUUUUGACCAUACAUACACUUCCAUCUUCCGGAGAAUCGAAAUUGGUCAAACGAUAUUCCAUUCUGCCCCCUGAUGAUGAUGGACGACGUAGGGACACUGGAGGAGCCGAAAUCAUACUUCUACCUCCAAUCAAGCCCGAAGGAAGGAUGCUACUCAUCUUGUCCAAUCGAGAUUCACCAUUCGAAGAAGAUACAAUGGCCUUGUUCUCCGUAUCUCAGACAGACGGUGCGGACGUUGUGAGAGCUCCUAGAGGGUGGAUCGGAGGAAUAGGUAAACACAUUAGAGCAGUUGAACAAGACGAAAGUGGAAGAUACGUGAUUGCGACCGCUAGAGAUACGGGUAGGGUUGUGGUUUUAGAAAGAGCAGGAGAGGAUGGACUAGAACUGCAAGAAGUGGCUAGAUUGGAAGGGUUCGAAUCGACAGUUGUACCUCUCUGGAUCUAG
Kwoniella shivajii is the source of this 1101-nucleotide messenger RNA. RefSeq lists its product as uncharacterized. Bases 1 to 1101 code for a protein of 366 amino acids. The record is from RefSeq and is a predicted model, not a curated record. The transcript is spliced from 4 exons. Gene Ontology annotation, molecular function: protein binding; 6-phosphogluconolactonase activity. NCBI's taxonomy places the organism in Eukaryota, Fungi, Basidiomycota, Tremellomycetes, Tremellales, Cryptococcaceae.